Molecule: messenger RNA, 2151 nt
Organism: Caenorhabditis bovis
Lineage: Eukaryota; Metazoa; Nematoda; Chromadorea; Rhabditida; Rhabditidae
Source: the annotation of a GenBank genome assembly
AUGCCGAAUCCAAACCAUAUGUUCCGCUACAGUCAAAUGCCCAAGGCAAGGAAUCGAUUUCAAGAUGAGUCGGAUCUUCGAUCACUUCGGAGUUUCAAAACCGACUUUUCAAACUAUCUGCCAAGUGACACAAAUUUUCUAAAUGUUGCCGAAAUUAUGACCACUUAUGCGUACGGUGAAAGCAACAAUGACAAUGAUAAAGAAGUGCAGUGCGAUUUGCUGACAGAAAAUGGGGGGAUUGAAAUUGACCCGACACGAUUAUCAUAUAGGGAAGAACAUCGAUUUGACAAUGAAUUCUGCUACAAAACGUCAAGUCACGGAAUUCCAAUGCUUGGUCAAUCUCCAAAUGGAAUAUACAGAACCGCAUGGGUUAUUUUGUUGAUGAUUUGUGCUACUCAGUUUAUUAAUCAGGCUGUCGCUGUUAUCCAGAAAUACAAUCGAAUGGAUAAAAUCACCGACAUUCAAUUGAUAUUUGAUACCGCACCAUUUCCGGCAAUCACACUUUGCAAUCUCAAUCCUUAUAAGGAUAGCGUUAUACGAUCUCACGAAAGCAUCAGUAAAAUUCUUGGUGUUUUCAAAAGUGUUAUGACUAAAGCCGGAGGUGGAAAUGCAGCCAGAGUUGAUCCUGAUAUUGAACUUGAUGAUAUCACACUUCAAGCGAAGCGUAAAAAACGCGGUGUCGGUGAAAAAGGAACUUUUGAACCAGCAAAUUCCGCGUGCUCAUGUGAAGAAGAUGGCGGUUCUGACGAGUGUGAAGAAAGAUCCACGGAAAUUCCCAGUGGCAACAAUGAUUAUUGCAUCUGCGCAUUUGACCGACAAACAAAUGAUGCUUGGCCAUGUCAUCUUCGACAACAUUGGCAGAAUACAACAUGCCAAUCAUGUGACGAACAUUUUCUAUGUAGCAAGAAAGCGAAGAAAGGUACGAAGCGAUCACAAAUUAAAAAAGAGCCAUGUAUAUGUGAAAGCAAAGGGCAAUUUUGCAUCAAACAUGAACAUGUUUCAUCAUUAUUGAAUCUUUGGGAAUAUUUCGGAAGGCAAGAAACGUUUGCCGAUGUUACCCAAGAGGAAACGGAAGCUCUUGGUUUUGGGAAUAUGACUGAUGAAGUCGCGAUUGUCACAAAGGCCAAGGAAAAUAUCAUAUUCGCCAUGAGCGCUUUAAGCGAGGAGCAGAGAAUUCUCAUGUCACAAGCUAAGCAUAACUUGAUCCAAAAGUGCUCCUUCAACGGAAAACCUUGUGAUAUUGAUAAGGACUUCUCAUUAGUUGCAGACCCAACAUUCGGCAAUUGCUUCAUUUUUAAUUAUGACCGAAAAAUUAUUAAAAGUAGCAUUCGUGCUGGACCCAUGUAUGGACUUCGUGUAAUGCUUUUCGUCAACGCGAGCGAUUAUUUACCUACAUCUGAAGCCGUCGGUGUCCGAUUAACAAUUCAUGAUCAAGAAGAAUUCCCAUUCCCUGACACAUUUGGAUAUUCAGCACCAACUGGAUAUAUAUCAUCAUUUGGAAUGAGAAUGAAGAAGAUGAGUCGUCUUCCAGCACCUUAUGGAGAUUGUGUUGAAAAUGGGGCCACUUCGAAUUACAUUUACAAAGGGUUUGCAUUUUCGACAGAAGGUUGCUAUAGGACAUGUUUCCAACAUUUAAUAAUUGACCGCUGUGGAUGUAGUGAUCCCAGGUUUCCAACAAUUGGAAAUGCGCAACCUUGUCAAGUAUUCAAUAAAGCACAUCGUGAAUGUCUCGAACAGCACACGCAUGCAAUUGGCGAAAUUCAUGGCUCGUUCAAAUGCAGAUGCCAGCAGCCAUGCAACCAAACAAUCUAUACGAUCUCGUAUUCGGAAGCAAUUUGGCCGUCGCAAGCAUUGAACAUCACUCUGGGAAAUUGCGAAAAGCCAGCGGAGGAAUGCAAUGAAGAAUACCAGGAAAAUGCGGCUAUGCUCGAAGUGUUUUAUGAAGCCCUAAAUUUUGAAGUUCUUUCUGAAUCCGAAGCAUAUGGUAUUGUGAAAAUGAUGGCCGAUUUUGGUGGUCACUUAGGAUUGUGGUCUGGCGUCUCUGUAAUGACCUGCUGCGAAUUCGUCUGCCUUGGUGUUGAAUUGUUAUUUAUGGCAAUUGCUCACCAUGUUAAGCAGCAACGCCUUCGACGAAAGACCGACGAUAAUUAA